GAAGGGCGGGGGAGGAGGAGGAGCGAGCCAGGCUGGAGGUGGGGGGGCGGCUGCACAGUCUCCGAGAUCCCCAGGCCUGGAGGGGGGUCUGCGCGAGGCCGGCUGGCUCUGCCCCCCGUCCGGUCCCGAGCGGGGCCUCCCUCGGGCCAGCCUGAUGUGACCGGGUCCAGCAGAGCCUGAGCAAGGAGCGGGUCCGUCGCGGAGCCGGAGGGCGGGAGGAACAUGACAUCGCGGAGAUGGUUUCACCCAAAUAUCACUGGCGUGGAGGCAGAAAACCUACUGUUGACAAGAGGAGUUGAUGGCAGUUUUUUGGCAAGGCCCAGUAAAAGUAACCCUGGAGACUUCACACUUUCCGUUAGAAGAAAUGGAGCUGUCACCCACAUCAAGAUUCAGAACACUGGUGAUUACUAUGACCUGUAUGGAGGGGAGAAGUUUGCCACUUUGGCUGAGCUGGUCCAGUAUUACAUGGAACAUCAUGGGCAAUUAAAAGAGAAGAAUGGAGACGUUAUUGAGCUCAAAUAUCCUCUGAACUGUGCAGACCCUACCUCUGAAAGGUGGUUUCAUGGACACCUCUCUGGGAAAGAAGCCGAGAAAUUGUUAACGGAGAAAGGAAAACAUGGUAGCUUUCUUGUGCGCGAGAGCCAGAGCCACCCUGGAGAUUUUGUUCUCUCUGUCCGCACUGGAGAUGACAAAGGGGAGAGCAAUGACAGCAAGUCUAAAGUGACCCACGUCAUGAUCCGCUGUCAGGAACUGAAAUAUGAUGUUGGUGGAGGAGAGCGGUUUGAUUCUUUGACAGAUCUCGUGGAGCAUUACAAGAAGAAUCCUAUGGUGGAAACAUUGGGCACUGUACUACAACUCAAGCAGCCCCUCAACACAACUCGUAUCAAUGCUGCUGAAAUAGAAAGCCGAGUUCGAGAACUAAGCAAAUUAGCUGAGACCACAGAUAAAGUCAAACAAGGCUUUUGGGAGGAAUUUGAGACACUACAACAGCAGGAGUGCAAACUUCUCUACAGCCGCAAAGAGGGUCAGAGGCAAGAAAAUAAAAACAAAAAUAGAUAUAAAAACAUCCUGCCUUUUGAUCACACCAGAGUUGUUCUACACGAUGGUGAUCCCAACGAGCCUGUUUCAGAUUAUAUCAAUGCAAAUAUUAUAAUGCCUGAAUUUGAAACCAAGUGCAACAAUUCAAAACCUAAAAAGAGUUACAUUGCCACCCAAGGCUGCCUGCAAAACACGGUGAACGACUUCUGGCGGAUGGUGUUCCAGGAGAACUCCCGAGUGAUUGUCAUGACAACGAAAGAAGUAGAGAGAGGAAAGAGUAAAUGUGUCAAAUACUGGCCUGAUGAGUAUGCCCUCAAAGAAUAUGGGGUCAUGCGUGUUAGGAACGUCAAAGAAAGUGCCGCUCACGACUAUACGUUAAGAGAACUUAAACUUUCGAAGGUUGGGCAAGGGAAUACAGAGAGAACCGUCUGGCAAUACCACUUUCGGACCUGGCCGGACCAUGGCGUGCCCAGUGACCCCGGGGGUGUGCUGGACUUCUUGGAGGAGGUCCACCACAAGCAGGAGAGCAUCGUGGAUGCGGGGCCCGUGGUGGUUCACUGCAGUGCUGGCAUUGGCCGAACAGGGACAUUCAUUGUGAUUGAUAUCCUCAUUGACAUCAUCAGAGAGAAAGGCGUCGACUGCGACAUUGACGUUCCCAAAACCAUCCAGAUGGUGCGGUCUCAGAGGUCAGGGAUGGUCCAGACAGAAGCACAAUACCGGUUCAUCUAUAUGGCCGUCCAGCACUAUAUCGAAACACUACAGCGUAGGAUUGAAGAAGAGCAGAAAAGCAAGAGGAAAGGGCAUGAAUAUACAAAUAUUAAGUAUUCUCUAGCGGACCAGGCCAGUGGAGAUCAGAGUCCCCUCCCGCCUUGUACCCCAACACCAUCCUGUACAGAAAUGAGAGAAGAUAAUGCUAGAGUCUAUGAAAACGUGGGUCUGAUGCAGCAGCAAAAAAGUUUCAGAUGAGAAGACCUGCUAAAUCUUCAGCACAGAAAUAGAUAUGGACUUUCACCCUCUCCCUAAAAAGAUCAAGAAAAGAUGCAAGAAAGUUUAUGUGAAGAAUAAAUUUGAAUUUGGAAGGUUUGCAUUAUUAUGUGGUUGACUACCUUUUGAUAAGCAAAAUUUGAAACCAUUUAAAGACCACUGUAUUCUAACUCAACAGUACCUGAUUUCCAAUUACUCGUUUUCUCAGAUAAGAAGAAAUCAUCUCUACAAUGUAGACAGUGUUCUAUUUUAUAGAAUUUUGUUUUAAAUUGAGGAAGUAGUUGAAUUGCUCUCUAUAUUUUGCAGAUGAUGAUUCAAAUUCUAGUUAUCAGCGUUGUUUUUUUCCUUUUAUAACCUUAACAAAUUUCAUUUUUCUCUCUUUAUCGGGGAUGAUAGGGCACUUAUAAGAGGAGAAAUGAUGUGGGAAAAUUGAGUAACAACAUCCUAGAGAAGUGGGAACAAUUUCAUUUACCAUCAGUUAUCCUGUGGUGGAUAAUUCAUUUUGAUGGCCUCUUUCUUUAGGCUAAAUGAUAAUGAAGCCAGUGCCCCAGACUGUCAGAAAUUGACUGUCUACUUUUGCAUUGGUAUUAAAAAAUCACGGAAACGUACACAUUAGGAUAAGAGGUGUUUUUCUUCUUAGCAGAUGACCAACUACCAUUCAGCCUGUUGACUGAGAAGGUUGUGGUAGGAAAACAUUGGCCACAUUUCCUUUGCAUUGAGUAAUUGUCUUGUGUAUAGAAAAAUGGCAUCUUCGGAUGACCGGUGUUUUGUUUAUCAGUUGUUGCUGACAAACCACCCCAAAACUUGUGGCUUCAAACAACUACUUUUUUUUUGUUCAUUAUUCUUCAAUCUGGGCUGGGCUCAGCUGAGCUGUUCUGCUAGUCUGGCUGGUGGGCACUCAUGUAGUUGGCAGGUUGGCUGAGACACUGGGACAGGUGGGCUUCAUUCACUCUCUGCAUGUAGUCCUCAGGGUCUCUCCAUCUCCAUGUGGCCUCUCCAGCAGCAGGGCCUCUUACAUGGCAGCUCAGAGCUCCCAAGGGUGGAAAAGCAGAAGUGGCCAGACUUUCUUAAGAGACAGGCCCGGAACUGCCACUGCAUCACUUCUGUGGUCAGGCCCAGACCAGGUUCAGGAAGAGCGCACUUCCCAAGGGAGGUGUGGCCCACUGGGUGCCCCAGUGUAACAGACUGCUAUAAUCGGUGCCAUGGAGAAACCAGAGGUAGCAAAAGUAGAAGCUGCUAGUGACAUUGCGAAGCUGAAGCUGCUUACGGUAACUGAUGGUCAGCUGCAAGUCAGACUGAGAGAGAGGGCCUUGAAGAAACUUCCUGAAGCAGUUGUGCUAGCUCUGACCCUAUUUACUGAACCAUCACCUGGGAAAACCAGUCUCAUAAGGAUGGGUGUGUUUAGGGGGACAGAGCAUUUGAAAGCAGAACCACCCAUCACCACGGUCCCCGCAGAGUGGUGUGAGUGUGCUGCUGUCUAGUGUCCCCGGUAUCUAGUCGGGCUGGCCUCUAACCCAAUUUAAUCAGCCGUAGCUCAUUUUUGUUUUUAACAAAGCAGUAAUAUUUCCUAACGUCUGACCUUAAGUGCCUUUUCCAAAGACAUCCCUUUUUGCCCUGUGUGUUGAAUCAUGAUUCAGUGAGCGUAUUUCAAUUAAGGUAUCAUUGGUUGUCUUUGUAAAGAUAAUAAAUUGCUACAGCAACUUUGCUAUUCAGUUAUUAUGGUCUCCUCCUCAGAUUUGUCUCAUUUGGCUCCUGAAAGGAGGACUAGGCCCAGCCUUGGUAGUUCUUCUCUGAGGUCUUUAGCUUCCUUGGGGAGAGCCCUGGUUGCCUUUCUCACUGCCAGAAUGUACACUGAUCUCCUCCUUCCUCUCUGCCCCACCCCACUCCCCGAGAAGCUUAGAAUGGCUUUAGAGCACAGGUGUGGCCUGAAGGUCAUUAGGGGAAUGGAAGUGAUUACUGGCUUCUUGUCAGGCCUGUAAAGAGAGAUUCCAGUUCAGUAUUUGCCGCAAGGAUCUGAUGAAAUCCUUGUUCUUUUUAUUGCAUUGUCACAUUGAAUAGUUCUCCACUUUUGCCUCCCUGUUGUGGUAAUGUUUUUGCUCUGGACUUUGGGGGCAGAGUCUUUCACCAGCAUACGAGGGUUUGCUUCAAAUACAUUAUUGCAUUAACGUCUCUGUAGCUUAAGAGCAGUUGUUUUUGCACUUGGAACUGAAAUGCCUGAUCUUUGCCAGCUGUGUUUGUUACAGGACAUUGAUUUAAUUUAGAUUCCCUUCCACUAAGUAAGCAAGGAGCCCUGGUGGCACAGUGGUUAAGAGCUCAAGCUGCUAACCAAAAAGUCGGCAGUUUGAAUCCACCAGCCGCUCCUUGGAAAGGCAGUUCUACCCUGUCCUAUAGAGUCGCUAUGAGUCGGAAUUGACUCCACCAGUGGGUUUUAAUGGGUUAAGUAAGCAAACAGUCAUGUUAUGUAAACUUAUGCCAAGACAAGAUUUCUAAUGGUCCCUAGUGUGCUAAGGUGUGCCGAGUGGGUUUGGGAAAAGGUGAUUGCAGGUUCUCCGAGGAGAUUACAUGGGAUGGGAUCAGGCAGAGCGGCUGUGAAAAUGGGAGGAGCUCAAGGUAAGGGUUUAAAGAUAAAGAUAGUGGAAAUGAAAGUUCCAAGGAGGUGGUUGAUGAGGACGUAGAAGGGCCCAGGGCCAGAGCAGUCAGGGAUAGGUGAAUCAGGCUACCUGGAAAAGAGUGGUGACAGAUACGUAUUUGCAGUCAGCAGCCAGGGAGUAACUCUGGGUUGUUGGUAGACUUUAAAUUUGUGCAGUAACCCAUAGCUGGCUGAGUAUUUGGUGAAGAAUAUGAUCUGAUGCAGGGUAUUGAGGUAAAAAAUAAAUAAGCCAAAUUUCAGUGUCUUAAUAGCCUUUUUAAAUAAUAAAAAAGACACCUCAUAAUCAGUGUGUGGCUCUCCUGAAGGUCAUGGCCAUCUCUCCCAUUGAAGUCAGUAACUUGUCAGAUGUGGCUAAUGGGGAGUGAGAAAACACAUGUGAAUAUCCUGCGUCUUGGCAUUCUUUGCAGAGUCUCCUUGCUUUGGUAUAGCCAAGAAAACCGUCACGGUUAUAUUUAGGGGGUAUUUUACGGGGGAUUUUAGAACUAAUUUAACAUCCUAGGAUAUUUCUGGUUCAGGGGAAUGUGGAAAGGGAUGCGAUUGUGAAGUGUUUUAUUGCAGAUUAUGAAUCCCUAAGGGAAAUGGUAGAUGUAGACCUAAAUCCCAACCCGCUGCUGUUUUUGUUUUCUGUAUGUUGUCAGGAGAAUGAAGUUUUAAAGCAAGCACAUGGCCUCCCUGAUUUCCAGAUAAAAUCUUUAUUAGGAUCUGUGUUAGCCUUUAAUUUUGUUGAAAUCUUUUUCCCUCUUCCUUUUGAAAAAUAAGUUCCAAAAUAAUAGUUUGUCGUAUCUUCCAUCACUAAAAAGUUUUUCUCACGAUGGGCAGUUCACAGAAGGCAAAAAUAUUAAACAGUUGGUUUUCGUGUGUUGUAUAACUUUGCUGUAUAUCAAAACUAAUUUUAACAGGUUUUCAUCCUAAACCUCAAAACAUGUAAUUAAUAAUUUUGCCUGUUAUUUAUGACCUAAUUGUGAUACUUUUAUUAAUAAAAGCUAAUGAAAAAGGAUCCUUUAUUAAGCUGAUGACUAGACCUACAUUUGAUUUUCCUGCAGUAUAUGAAGAAGUAUUGUACCAGAGUAUUAAAAGAUAUGUAAUAUUUUAUUGAUAAAUCUAUCCUUUAAAAGGAAUACGUUUUAGGAUGUCAUCAUUUUGAUGUGAAUCAUGUAAAUGUUGAUAAUAUGCACUGUUUAUUAUACAUUUAGUGUUUCAAGAGAUUCACUUAUUUGCCUUUUUGCCCACGUAUAUUAUGUAGUCUAUUUGCAAUUGUUUAAAAAAAAAUGACAUUAAUAGUUUAUGUAGAGAAACAUUAGUGGAUGUUAAUUGUCUCCCCACCUGUAUUUAUGGGUGUUAGCUCAACUGCUUUGCUAGUUGCAAAGCCGUAUUAUCAGAGUAAAAGUGUAUUUGUAAACUGUAUAGGAACUAAAAAUUAGGAAUAAAACCAUUUUCUUAUA
Trichechus manatus latirostris (Florida manatee) is the source of this 6114-nucleotide messenger RNA. RefSeq names its product protein tyrosine phosphatase non-receptor type 11 (gene PTPN11). The transcript is spliced from 16 exons. Bases 223 to 2004 code for a protein of 593 amino acids. The record is from RefSeq and is a predicted model, not a curated record. Gene Ontology annotation, biological process: positive regulation of ERK1 and ERK2 cascade; protein dephosphorylation. Gene Ontology annotation, molecular function: cell adhesion molecule binding; non-membrane spanning protein tyrosine phosphatase activity; receptor tyrosine kinase binding. Lineage: Eukaryota; Metazoa; Chordata; Mammalia; Sirenia; Trichechidae. Gene Ontology annotation, cellular component: cytoplasm.